Messenger RNA from Helianthus annuus (common sunflower), 1826 nucleotides. Its product is annotated as putative disease resistance RPP13-like protein 1. The record is from RefSeq and is a predicted model, not a curated record. Lineage: Eukaryota; Viridiplantae; Streptophyta; Magnoliopsida; Asterales; Asteraceae. Bases 114 to 1826 code for a protein of 570 amino acids. The transcript is spliced from 2 exons. Gene Ontology annotation, biological process: defense response to other organism. Gene Ontology annotation, molecular function: ADP binding.
UUUCACUAUAAACAACUUUUUCAAUCGUUGUUUGAUCUGUGCACUCAUCAAUUCAUUCAGAUCCCUAUUACACACACACACACAGCUCCCAUUUCACUUGUUCACUGUUAACCAUGGCUGAAACUCUUGCAAAUGAACUCCUCAAAGUUCUUGUUAAGAAGAUGACCGAUGAAGCCUUCAAGCGAGUUGCUCGUGCUCAGGGAAUUUACAACGAGCUCAAGGAGUUGAAGAAGACACUCUCCAGGAUCCAAGAUCUACUUCAAGAUGCCUCUCAGAAGGAGGUUACCCAUAAAUCUGUCAAAGAAUGGCUGAAUGCUCUCCAACAUUUGGCUUACGAUAUCGACGACGUACUCGACGACGUGGCGACUGAAGCUAUGCAUCGUGAGCUCACCCUGCAGGAGCCUGCAGCAUCCACCAGCAUGGUAAGAAAGCUCAUCCCAUCAUGCUGCACAAAUUUCUCACUAACUCAUAGGCUGUCUCCCAAGUUAGAUAGUAUUAACAGAGAGUUAGAAAAUCUAGAAAAACGAAAAACGGAUCUAGGUUUGCUUAAGAUAGAUGAAAAGCCAAGAAAUACUAGUAGAAGAAGCGAAACCUCUUUGCCAGAACGCCAUGUUGUCGGAAGAGAAGUUGAGAAAGAGCAAUUGCUUAAAAAGUUGCUGGGGGAGGAUGGGUCCUCUGAGGAUAACUUUAGCGUCUUACCUAUAGUUGGUAUGGGUGGGGUUGGAAAAACCACUCUCGCUAGACUUUUGUAUAAUGAUACAAAGGUGCAGGAUCACUUUGAACCCAAGGCAUGGGUUUGUGUAUCAGAUGAUUUUGAUAUUUUCAAGAUAACUGAUGCUAUCCUUCAAGAUGUGACUAAAGAAGACCAGAAAUUUAAAGAUCUAAAUCAGCUUCAAAAGGCUCUCACUGAGCAAUUUAAGGAUAAACGAUUUCUACUAGUAGUUGAUGAUGUGUGGAGUGAAAACUAUGGUGAUUGGGAAAACCUAGUGCGCCCAUUUCUAUCAUGUGCUCCUGGAAGUAGGAUAAUCAUGACAACUCGUAAGGAGCAAUUGCUCAAACAGAUAGGUUUUCAUAAUGUAGACCGUCUCAAGAGUUUGUCGAAUGAAGAUGCAUUGCGUUUACUUGCAAUACAUGCAUUGGGGGUAGAUAACUUCGACUCACACACGACACUUAAACCGCAAGGUGAAGGUAUUGUGAAAAAGUGUGGUCGUUUGCCUUUGGCUUUAAAGGCAAUUGGAAGGCUUUUAAGGACAAAAACAGAUAGAGAAGACUGGGAUGACGUGUUGAAUAGCGAGAUAUGGGAUGUAGAAAUUGGUAAUGGCACUGAAAGUGGUAAAGAUGUGGAAAACAGUGACAAGAUUGUUCCGGCACUUAGGAUAAGUUACCAUGAACUUUCUGCAGAUUUGAAGCAGUUGUUUGCAUACUGUUCCUUGUUCCCCAAAGACUUUUUGUUUGACAAGGAGGAGUUGGUAUCGUUGUGGAUGGCAGAAGGGUUUUUGAACCCAUCCAAGUCACCAGAACGCUUGGGCCGUGAAUAUUUUGAAAUUUUAUUAUCAAGGUCAUUUUUCCAACAUGCACCUAAUGAUGAAUCAUUGUUUAUCAUGCAUGAUCUGAUGAAUGACUUGGCCACUUUUGUUGCCGGGGAAUUUUUCCUAAGGUUUGACAAUCAUACGAAGACAAAGACAGAAGCUUUGGCAAAGUAUCGCCAUGUGUCAUUUACUCGCGAGGAGUAUGUAGGUUACCCAAAGUUUGAGGCAUUCAAAGGAGCCAAAAGCUUGAGAACUUUUUUAGCAGUAUCUUUCGGUGUGGAUAAAGGUUGGAGUUAA